Messenger RNA from Penaeus vannamei (Pacific white shrimp), 3319 nucleotides. Its product is annotated as peroxisomal leader peptide-processing protease. The record is from RefSeq and is a predicted model, not a curated record. Gene Ontology annotation, biological process: protein processing; regulation of fatty acid beta-oxidation. Lineage: Eukaryota; Metazoa; Arthropoda; Malacostraca; Decapoda; Penaeidae. Gene Ontology annotation, cellular component: peroxisome. Gene Ontology annotation, molecular function: serine-type endopeptidase activity.
AAACAUUCACGUAAGACUUUGUGGGUUCUCUGAACAUGUCUUGUAGAGGUUGUAUGUGAUUGUCCCUUGAUGUCACACUGAGGAAAUUGAUGACUGCAUUAAAAAAUUACACGAAAGGAAAGAAAAGGAGUUAUUGAAAGCAUUGGAAGAAGAAGAGAAAGCCUUAAAAUAGUAGCAUAAUGAACAAAUUACUUGAAAGGAGUGAAAAAUUCCCUUUUGUGAAGUGUGACUAGAAUGGUAAAAUGGAAAAGUGUGAUGUAAAUUAAAUGGGAAGUGAAAGUGAGUAUGUAGUAUAUUGUGAGUGAACAAUAAGAUUUUUUGAUGUAGAGAUGAUUUAAGUUAUUGAUUAACAAACAUUGAAAAGAAAGUUAUAAUGGCAGGCUUUGGUGUAAUUGUAGAAUUCUCACGAUCAAAAUUUACAAGUUCAGAUAAUCUAAGCUGCUCAGGAGUAUAUUUAGGGAACGGGUUUGUUCUCACACAUGGCACAAUUAUCAUUGACGUUAUCAAGAACAAAUUGGGUAAAGCCCUUCUCCAAGAAAUCUUAAGGAAAGGUUUUAUAGACUAUGAAAAAGAUGCAAGCUUGAUAACUGAAACCUUCCAAGCAACAUGUUCAGAAUUCCAGAUAAUUAUUCCCACUGAACACAUUAAUAGUGUGAAAGAAGAACUUCAAGUCCCACCAAAGACCACUUCUGAUGAUCAGAGGUACCUCCUCAGUUCGGCAGCUUCAACUGAACCAGAAAAUGGAACUCGUGCAAGUCAUUCAAGAGGUAAAGCUAUUUGGGAAAAACCCAGAAAUUCCAGUAAACCAAACGACAAUUUGAUGCAGAAAACCCUUAGAUAUUCCUCCCAUCCAGCAUCUGUUGCCAUGGUAUUUCUCCAAGAUGGUAUAACAGAGAGCUUGUCAACCAUCAUGCCAUCUUCUCAAGGGUGGAAGUUGACAGAAGAUAAAGAUGAGAAUCUUACAACUCAAUUUGAAAGAAUCCUUCUCUCAACCUUUGUAGUUCUGAAAAUAAUGAAAAAUGGUCAGGAAGAGGUGGGGAAAGCAAGCAUUACGGAUUUGAUAUCUUCUGUGAAAAAAAUAGCAAACAUCACAACCAGGAGUCAAAAAGGAUCAGGUGUAUUUGUCGAGAGUUCACCAUUUGGAAGUUUGUCUCCAGAUGUAUUUCUGAAUUCCCUAAGCUAUGGCAUCAUCAGUAAUGUCUGUGGCAGGAAUGGGGAUGUGCUGUUAACAGAUGCUCGUUGCAUAAUGGGUUCAGAGGGAGCACCAGUCUUUUCUGAUAAUGAAAAGAGAAAUCUUUGCGGGUUGGUAAUCUCCCCAUUUUGUUGGCGACAAGGAGAAUGGCUUGGGCUUACACUUGUGGCAUCUGCAUGUACUAUCCUUACAGUUUUAAUGCACCAUUUGAAGUCUGACUUCCAUGAAGAGAACAGCCUAGAGUUUACUAAAAAUGUAGAGUCAGAUCAGCAGUCUACUAAGCAACUUCAUGAAGUUUCAAAUGGCAUCAGCUCAUUGAUGUUUGACGAUAAAAGCAGUGUUGUGUCUCUGCAGUUGUGUGAGAAAAUGUUAAAGAAAAGCAUGAAUGAAGGUUUUGCCAAGAUUGUGGACAGUUGUGUGGUUGGAGUACAGUGCGGCAGUGGCUGGGGCAGUGGUGUGAUAGUUAACAAAACUCCUGGAAUUAUCAUUACUUGUGCACAUGUCAUAGGUCCAGCAAAUAGUGGUGCAGUCAAAAUUGUGCUGGCAGAUGGGUCUAAUCACCAAGGUCAAGUAGUCUUCAAGACCAGACCAGCUACCUUGACCACACAAAAUACAGGGACAUGCAGGCAGGGGAAGAGUGUGUGGGAUCUGGCCAUUAUUGCGACUGCCAAGUCUCUACCAUCCUCCUUACCAUUAGCUACAGAAAUACAUCCAAAAGGUUGGCCUGUUGUGGUUGCAGGAUAUGGAGUAUUCUCCCCUCGGUAUCUGCCAACACCAACUCUGUCUCGAGGAAUAAUUUCAAAAACUAUAAACUUCCCUGUUCAGUCUCUUCAUCUGAGUGAACAUCAGAGCUUUGCAGUGGAGCAUUCCAGCCUUUCUGAAGAAACAAAUACUUUAAUGAUUAGCAAAGUUAGCGAAGAUUGCACAGAUAGUUGUAAAAUCAAAGAUGGAUUUUUCAGUCAAUCAUCCCAAAACAUAGAACUGCAUUGUGGUAGAGAAGACAGCAAAAAGCACAGUAUUGAUUCCUUUGCUGACUAUUGGACAGUAUGUAUGAAAAAUGAUCAGAUGAUACCACUGAUGAUGCAGACAACAUGUGCUGUAUAUGCGGGAACAAGUGGUGGCCCUGUUAUUGCACUCCACCCACAACAUGGUUUCCAGGUUGUUGGUAUAGUGGUGUGCAAUACCCAAGACACAAAAAACAAAGCUUCUUUUCCUCACAUCAAUUUGGCUGUGCCUGCCCCUGCAAUAGCAAGAAUAAUAGAAGAGUAUAUAAUUUCAGGAGAUAAGAAUGUGCUGAGCUACUUAGAUAUUGAAUCUACAGCAGCUUCUCAGUUAUGGGCCCUAGGAGUCUUGUCAAAGUCAAGUUUAUAGUUCAGUGAUGAAGAUUUCCUGUCAGAGUUCUUGUAUCGUCUCCCUACUUAAUGAUAUUGGGUUAUUCAAUACUUAUAUUGCAUCUCAUUUCUUUUUUGUAUGGGACCCAAAAUAAUUUCUUGGUGUCCCUUAUCUGAUCAGCAAUUUCACAACCAAGGUUAGGCUAUCUUUGAAGGAUUCGUAGUGUCUUAAAAGUAAGGAAUAUUUCUUAUUUGUACGAUAUGAGGCUGGUGCUGAUACAGUUAGUGCCUCAACAUGAUAUUAUAUACAUGUAUAAAAGCACAUUGCUAUCUCAUUGUUCCCCAGGGAACCUAAUGAUUAUUCACUUUCUCUUUAAAGUCUGUUAUACCUCACUUUUUUAGAAGACAAAUUUUCAUUUAUAAUGACAAAAGAUCAGUAAUUUGUCAUGAAUUCCCCAUAAAUUAGAGCUUCAAUACAAAAGAGAAGUGGUUAUAACCACUGCACAUUUAUAUGAAUAGGGUUGUGUGAAUGUUCUGGGUAUUUUAAACAUAGCUUCUUACAUCCAACAGUAUUGUAUAUAAAUAUAUGUGUAUAUAUGAUAUUGUCACCAUAUACAUUAUGGUUAAUGGUUUUCUGGAACCAAUUAUCUGUUGUAUGUAUAUAUUCCAAUGCAUAUCUCAACUUUUGUAUUUCAAAAAUGACAAGUCCAAAACUCGGAAGAAGUGUAUAUCUCGAGGGUAAAUUCAAAGAAUGUAAAUUGAUUAUAAAUUGCAUAAAUAAAUACCUUACUCGGCA